UUAAACGGAUCUGAGGAUAAAACUCUCUGAGAUGCUACGUUGACUUUUGUAUAACGGUUUCAGAAUGCGAUUUCAAAACAUACCUGUUUGUGUCCUUAUGCUCUUUUUGGUGAACAUCGGAAAAAAUGAAGGGUUGUUACAUGGGAAUUCUAUACAUUCAAAUAAUUCAAUUCACGACCACCUUGGAGAAAAUGUUGAUAUGACGGGAAUUAUGCAAAUGCUUUCAAACCUGACUGCUGAACUUGAAAAUCUGAAGACAGUAGAGAUGGAACAUCUGAAACAACAAAUAGAAAAAGACCAAUUAACCAUACAGUUGCUGCAAAAUCGGGUAUUUUCUCUAGAAACGGAACAGAACAAUCUAUCUAAAUUACUCUCCGCUCAGGAGUUUUCCACGUAUUUGAGUGGCAUGAACCAAUUAACACACAAUCUAGUCGACAACGAGGCGAGUGAUAGAAACCUUACACAGCAAUUAAGCAAAGCUCAAGAUGAUAUAAAACAAAACAAUGUAUCAACAACACGAUUACUUCGAAAUCAAAGUAUGGAGCUGGAAAUACUCAGACGUCAAUCGGGAAAAGAUAGAUCAAGAAUACAGCAACUAAAUGGCUCUUUGACUCAAGAGAUACGUGGUAUCAAGGAACAAAUUGCAAGUAAAAGUAACCACCAUGCGUUUACAGCGGGUAUAUCAUCAUAUAAUAAUGAUUGGACAGGAGACACCCUAGUGUUCCCCGUAGUAAUCUACAGUGACGGAACAGGCUACAACCCCAGUACUGGUAUCUUUACAGCGCCUACAGCGGGGUUAUAUGUGUUCUAUGUCUCUGUUCAGUCUUAUUAUCAAAAAUCCAUCUGGUUAGACAUAGUGUUGAAUGGAUCGAGUAAGGUCACGGCCAUGGCUUAUUACAUGUACGAAAGUGACAGUAGCAUUGCCAUUUACCAGACCGGAACCAACCUGGUCAUCUUACAUCUACGGACCGGUGACAGAGUGUGGGUCAAACGGUACCACGGUUCCGGUUACUACAGUAAAAGUAUUCCCAUAACAACGUUCUCUGGAUUUAAACUUUACUAGUUAAAAUGAUUUAAUUGAGAUCAAUCUCUAUUAUGAACAGAACUUGAAGGAAUAUUUUAAAAAAUGGUUCUUUUGUGCUGUGUUCAUACUUUUUUUCUGAUUUGACUGAUGUUUUCCGUCGAGAUUGAACCCACUUUUACAGCACAUAGUAUUACACAAUUGUUGAAGUUCAACUGAGAAUAUCUGAGUAUACAAUAUAGAUGAAUAAAAAAAAAUUGAAAAAAAUGAAUAAUUACUAGUAUAUAUUCUUUAAAGAAACUUUUUUUCUUCGAAAUGAAGUUGUGCGAUAAAGUUUUAUAAGAUGUUAUUCCUGUAAUGAUUAGGGUUUGAUAUGCUUCGAUUUUUUAAACAAACAUUAAAAUGCAUUUUAACAACCAAUUUGCAUUAAAAACAUGGAUAGUGGGGGAAAAUAAACAAUUGCAUGUGAAUAAAAUUAAGGUAUAAACGAAACUUCUAUAACGACCAUGUAGCUAUUUACAUUGUAGUGUA
Molecule: messenger RNA, 1552 nt
Organism: Magallana angulata
Lineage: Eukaryota; Metazoa; Mollusca; Bivalvia; Ostreida; Ostreidae
Exons: 2
Coding region: 65-1063 (332 amino acids)
Molecular function (GO): protein binding
Source: RefSeq, a predicted model, not a curated record